Molecule: messenger RNA, 1301 nt
Organism: Cornus florida
Lineage: Eukaryota; Viridiplantae; Streptophyta; Magnoliopsida; Cornales; Cornaceae
Product: basic leucine zipper 24-like
Exons: 2
Coding region: 214-1023 (269 amino acids)
Biological process (GO): regulation of transcription by RNA polymerase II; DNA-templated transcription
Molecular function (GO): RNA polymerase II cis-regulatory region sequence-specific DNA binding; DNA-binding transcription factor activity, RNA polymerase II-specific
Source: RefSeq, a predicted model, not a curated record
CAUACACAGUACACUUAAAAAGCUUCCAAGAUUAAAGUGCAGGUACAUAUAUGAAACAAUAUAGAUCAUAUAUAGAUUAUAAUUAAAACUCAGGUAAAUGCACUCUGCUGGUGACAAAGAAAUCAAAUAUCUUCUGCCUACCAAUUCGAUCAAACACAUCUUUGUUUGUUUCUCAAGAAAGUUUUAAUUUGGAAGAACAAAAGAGAAUUCAACAUGGAUGGUGGAGAGAUAGAGCUUUCGGACUAUGGUUUACUGCAAAAUUCCAAUUCCACCUCUUCUAAUACUCAGGUAUCAACAUCAAUGGACUCAUUUCUUGAUGAAUUCUUGAAAAACACCAAAACAUGCACCCACACACACACUUGCAAUCCUCCUGGCCCUGACGCGGCGCACACACACACAUGCUACCACACCCACACCCAAGUUUUUCAAUCCGAGGAGGAUGAUGGGACGAACGAUAGAGAACCUGUAGUGUCAAAACCUAGGAGGGCUUCGGGGAACAAAGAAGCGGUUCGGAAGUAUAGGGAGAAGAAGAAGGCGCACACGGCAUUUUUGGAGGAGGAGGUGAAGAAAUUGAGGGUUUUGAACCAGCAUUUGGUUAGGAAAUUGCAGGGUCAGUCUAUGCUCGAAGCCGAGGUUUUGAGGCUUAGAGGGUUGUUGAUGGAUCUGAGAGGGAAGAUUGAUAAUGAAUUGGGUGUUUUGUCCUUCCAAAAGCAGUGUAAUAAUACUACCACGAGUUUUAAGGAAGGCGACUGUGGGAUAUUGCAGUCUAAUGGCACUGCAAAUGGCGCGGGAAUGGGCCGACAAAGGUGUGAGAAGGAUACACUAUGCUUCCAUCCUCAGAUGGGGACAUCAAUUGAGGCUAUUGGUGGAGGUGGGAAAAUGGUGGUGGCUUCUUGGCGGGAAGGAAAUUGUCGGCCGACAAUAAUUGAUUGUCGAGCUAAUGCAAAUGACAUAGCAAGUGCUGAAGGAUACUCCUUUGAUGCAGUGGAAGCCUUGGUGUCUUCUGCAUCUCAAGCUGAUUAACUAUAGGGGAAGGUCUCAUUUGUAAGUUCCUCAAAUCCUUCUUUUUUACUGCGCUAAUACUUGUUUAACUUCAGAAGAUAGUAAUGGUACUUUGAUACAAUAAUUUGUAUAUGGUGGGAUUUGGUGAGAAAGUGAAUGUCAUAAGAUGCUUAUAUAUGUUGCAGUACAUGUUUAGCACAAAUAAAUCUGUACCCUUGGUGGCAUAUGGAAACAAAUUUCUUCUCUCUAAAUAGCUUGUAUGAGUCUAGCAUGUAAAUAAAUUUUUUUUUCUUUUUUUU